GUGAAGACCUCACGCCAUUUCUCCCUCAUCCUAUCUACGAUCUUCUCCCCUUUCUCCCUCCUUAUCUCUCUCUAUCUCCGAAGUUACACCUCCCGGACCCAGUUUCCUCCUCCCUCUCGAGGAUGAGGCCCUGGACGCUGGCUCUCCUCCUUCUGCAGGCUGUUCCUCUGUCCUUGGGCGUCCUUCCGGAGCUCUGGGUCGGCCGAACCAUGAAUUUCUUCGCCGACUAUCUCCAUUUUUACGGCGUCGGGGGAGUCUACUACUUAAAGCCGGAGGCAGAUUGGACGCCCUUCUGGUCCAGCUUCGUGCGCGGAUCCUUCAGGUUGGGCGUGGGCGUGGCGGUGCUGGACUGGGCGCGCAACAAGUCCCUGAACUUUGGCAAUCAUCCCACCAGACCUUCGCUUCUCGUGCUGCCUCUCCUCAGGCCGGAGGAGAGAAGCCUUCUGACUCGGAUCCUAGAGGGAGGCACCGGCGAAGAGAUUCGGAUCCUUCUCUUCUCCGACAGCUCCUUCGGGGAUUUCUUGGCGGAGACGUAUCUGCCUCUUCUGAAUCUGGUACAAAUCGCGGCCGUGAGCGACGAAGGGAUCAGCCUGUGGGAGCAACACCAAGUGAAUCGAAACCUUCCGAGGAGAGUCCGGCGAAUCGGAGUCUGGCGUCCGUCCGACAACGACCUCCUCUGCGCGACUUGUCAUACGACCCUCCUCGGGGAUGCGCAGAGGAGGAACGACCCGAGUGCUGUCGCUGUGAGGAGCGGGUUGAUGGGGAGUGAGUUCGUGAGUAAGAGGGAGGGCGUGGUGGAGCAAGAGAGGAGAGGAGUGAUGGUGGCGUUUCAGAAUGACGUCGCUGCCAGACGUACGGACCUGGAGGGAAUCACGCUCAACUGCACGGCGGAGAAGUGA
Penaeus vannamei (Pacific white shrimp) is the source of this 899-nucleotide messenger RNA. RefSeq lists its product as uncharacterized. The record is from RefSeq and is a predicted model, not a curated record. NCBI's taxonomy places the organism in Eukaryota, Metazoa, Arthropoda, Malacostraca, Decapoda, Penaeidae.